AUGACAAAACACAUUUUGCAAGAAACUGCUGUGUUAGAGGUACCUUUCGGUGAUAAUGAAUCCGAUCCUUUUCGGCGGAUUGGAAAUCUUAUGGUCGAUUGGCUUCGUGGUUCUGUUGUCAAUAGUAUCAGCCUGGGAGGUCUUGAAACUGUAAUUUCGCUUACAGCGAUUUUUGAUAGGCUCCUUUUUCGGGUUUACAGCAAAAUGCAAAAUGCACUCGGCAUGGCCUUUGGUAUCAAUUCGAACCAUCAUGGGCUAUCGCAGUGGAAGAUUGCGUAUCUCACCGUAUCUCGAGCUGGUUGA
Dracunculus medinensis (Guinea worm) is the source of this 303-nucleotide messenger RNA. NCBI's taxonomy places the organism in Eukaryota, Metazoa, Nematoda, Chromadorea, Rhabditida, Dracunculidae. The record is from the annotation of a GenBank genome assembly.